UAUGAAUAACCUUAUGACCGAAUAAGAACCAAGUGGAAAUUCCUUUCUUCAACUCACUUCAAUUAUCAAAAGUGUAAAAUUUCCCUUUUAUUUCUUUCUUUUGCUACUCACAUGAAUCAGUGGAGUGGUUGUUAAAUCUUGAAUUGUACUUGAAAAUGUCUGCAAGAAAGAUGGAACAAAAAGAACAAUCGAAGAUGCUUCCAGAAGAGAUGAUAGUUGAGGUUUUCUUGAGGCUUCCUGCUAAAUCCGUUGGCCGAUUUCGUUGCGUCUCAAAUCGGUGGAAUUAUCUUCUAACCCAACCCCAAUUCGUCAAAACCCAUCUCAAUCUAACCAAACAACACCCAUCAAUAGAAGAACCAAUCAUCCUUUAUACCCCUGAUUCUGGCGCUCUCUAUUCUACCCAUUUGAACAAUGCCCACCACCUGUUCGACGAAAUGACUUGUUUUGCUACAAAACUCAAUUUUGAUGAUCGUCGCUUUUAUUUAACACAUUAUCUAGAUGGUUCUUGUGAUGGUUUGGUCUUGAUGAGGAAUGAUGAUCUAAAUAAAUUGUUGCUCAUUAAUCCAACAACAAGGGAGAUUAAGGAAUUGCCGAGCUUGGGUUAUGCUCGAGAUCCUAAAACUUCUAGCACUACUUAUGGACUUGGAUAUGAUUCAGUUAGUGAUGAUUAUAAGGUUGUUAUGAUUUCUAUGUGUGUUGAUGUUUAUUCUGUUAGAAAUGGUACUUGGAAGAGAGUUGAAAAUUCCCCAUAUGAUCAUAUGAUCGGUGAUUGUGAACCAGGAGUUUUCAUUGAUGGGAAUAUCCAUUGGAUAGCUAGUAAGGCUUCGGAUGACUCAUUUGUUAUUGCAACAUUUGAUUUAGGGAAAGAGAAGUUUCGCGAACUGCCAUUUCCGAGUUUGGUGGACAGUGAGAUAAAGUGUACCUGUAAUUAUUUUGAUGAUGAUGAGGAGGAAAUUGAACACUUAGCGUUUAGUAGACUGGUGACGCUUGAAGGGUGUCUUUGCGGGUUUCCUGAUAUCUUUGAUAGAUGUCAAUCACCUGUUGCUUGGAUGAUGAAGAAAUAUGGUUUCCAGGAAUCUUGGACUAAAAUGUUUCUCAUUCGUGUCUCUGAUUCAAUGUAUAGGCCAAUAUGUUUGUUUGGGAAGAAACAAGUUGUGCUGGUGAUGCGUGAGGAAACUACUAAUGAGAAAUUGACAAUCUACAAUUCAGAAGAUGAAACUGUAAAGGAUAUUGUAGUUGAUGGAAUUCCAGGUAAAUUUGUGGUUGGAGGGAGCUUCAUUGAGACCCUUGUCUCGCCUCAUUGCAAUAACGGAGUUGUGUGACAAGUUAGGCUUCAGUUACUAACUUACUGCUAAGGGGGAAAAUAUCAGCUAAGUAAUAUGUUGCAUACUUGUUGCUUAUUUUUGCUAAGUUUCAGAAACUUGUAGUAAUGUUUUGGAAUUUCCUUGCAUGUUUUUUUGUUUGGUUUAAUGUAGAACCUUGCCAUGAGAUUGUGAUACUACUCAAGUGCUGAUGAACUUGCUUUAGUAUUCUUCUUCA
This is a messenger RNA of Spinacia oleracea (spinach), 1539 nucleotides long. RefSeq names its product F-box/kelch-repeat protein At3g06240-like. The transcript has a single exon. Gene Ontology annotation, molecular function: protein binding. NCBI's taxonomy places the organism in Eukaryota, Viridiplantae, Streptophyta, Magnoliopsida, Caryophyllales, Amaranthaceae. Bases 156 to 1322 code for a protein of 388 amino acids. The record is from RefSeq and is a predicted model, not a curated record.